Molecule: messenger RNA, 1374 nt
Organism: Lotus japonicus
Lineage: Eukaryota; Viridiplantae; Streptophyta; Magnoliopsida; Fabales; Fabaceae
Product: F-box protein FBW2-like
Exons: 4
Coding region: 289-1248 (319 amino acids)
Source: RefSeq, a predicted model, not a curated record
UUAGUCUUUACUCUUGUUCUUGUUUCUGGUGGUUGCAUUGAAGUGGGGUUAGGUGGGUAGAUUGUACUAGCUCCUCUCUCAUCUCUCUGUCUCUCUCUAUCUUUCUCUCCUCUCCUUUUCCCGGCGCAUGUGGCGGAUUAGCCGGUAACUGCUUCCAUAGCUCAGAUCCUGGAAGUAACACUGUGUCCUAACUCAAGAUUUUCCCUCUGUCAAUGGCUUGGACUCUUGGUCAUGGUUAGCAUUUUCCUAGGCUCUGCGUUUGGAAAAAAUAAAAAAUUUACUGAUUGAAUGGAAGAAACUUGUGAUUUUCGAAGUUGGGAUGAGUUGAUUCCUGAUGCCCUUGGGGUGAUAUUCACCAAUCUCUCUCUCCAAGAAAGAGUGACAGUGAUCCCUAGGGUUUGUAAAUCAUGGGCUAAAGCAGUGACUGAACCUUCUUGCUGGCAAGAGAUAGACAUUAAGGAGUGGAACCGCUUUCAACCUGAGCAACUUGACCAGAUGCUUGAGAUGCUCAUCACAAGAAGUCGUGGAUCGCUCCGCAGUCUCAGUGUUUCUGGUCUCCAAUCUGAGAGGAUGUUCACUUUCAUUGCUGAAAAUGCUGGCUCCCUCCAGACACUGCGGUUGCCAAGGAGCAGCAUGAGUGAUUCAAUUGUAGAUCAGAUUGCUGGAAGGCUUUCCAUGAUUUCUUUCUUGGAUGUGAGCUACUGCAUUAAAAUCGGUGCCUCUGCGCUCGAGACGAUAGGCAAGAACUGCAAACUGCUGGAAGUGUUGUGCCGGAACAUGCAUCCGUUGGACACCGCAGGCAAGCCGUUGCAAGAUGAUGAAGCAUAUGCAAUUGCCUCCACGAUGCCUAAGCUCAAGCACCUUGAAAUGGCUUAUCAUCAAAUCAGCACUUCAGGUGCUCUUCAAAUACUUUCAAGCUGUCCUAAGCUUGAGUUUUUCGAUCAGAGAGGGUGUUGGGGUGUCCAUCUCGACGAUGAUGUGUUUCUGAAGCAGAAUUUUCCAAAGCUGAAGGUUUUAGGGCCUUUUGUUUUUGACGCUCAUGGGAUUGAUGCAUGGGAUGAUGAUUGUUCAGAUGUAUCAGAUGCUUCUGAGUGGGACUUUGUGGAUGGUGGUAUGGGUGAGUACUAUGUUGAUGAUAGUGAUAGUUAUGAUGGGAUGUGGGAUGAAGAAGGAAGGAUAGAUGAGCUUCAGUUUGGGUUUUAUGAAGGGAUAGAAGAUGCAGCAAUGUAUUGGCCUCCAUCUCCAUAAGCUGUGUACUAGUGUUUAAUUGCUGGACUUUCCAACUUUCUGUAACUAAUGAUUGUACUUGACUUUUAUGUGCUGUGUGAAUUAUGUGUUUUUCCUUGGAAAUGAAGAAGUUAAGUUUGUUCAUCA